GAUGAGGUGUGUGAAAUCUGAAAUCCAAAUCUCUUUUUAUACUCUUUGUAGAAAUUAAAAUCGCUCUCUCGCUGAAAUGGAUUCACGCAAAUCGUUUACUGCUUAAAUAAUUGUCAUGUUACAUUUAUUGUGCAACUUUUUCACGUGAAAUUAUUCAACGAAUGCAAUACAAGAGUGCCUCAAUAAUAAUAUUAUAAAUGUCUACUUUCGCUUCGUGCAGUUGAGUGGCACUCCGAAUCAUACGAAUGGAGUGAUUAUAAUAUAAAGUAACGAUGCAAACCAACCUGAAAACUAAAGAAAUGUUUAUAGUACGAGCCUUGGAAAAGAUUUUAGCGGAUAAAGACAUCAAAAGGUCUUAUCACAAUCAAUUGAAAAAGUCCUGUGAGGUGGCUUUAGAGGAAAUAAAAGCAGAACUCAAGAAUGGCGGUCAACCGGAAUCAUCAGAAAGUCCAACUUCAGGCACUCUGCCGCUACCAAAAAAUGAUUCAUCAAACAUUAUCACAGCUGAAAAGUAUUUCCUGCCAUUUGAGCUGGCGUGCCAGAGUAAGGCGUCGCGUAUUGUCGUCACAGCCCUGGACUGCUUGCAGAAACUCAUCGCUUAUGGACAUUUAACAGGAAACAUUCCAGACUCCACAACACCCCGAAAAUUGUUAAUUGAUCGCAUUGUAGAGACAAUAUGUAGUUGUUUUAACGGACCACAGACAGAUGAAGGUGUUCAACUUCAGAUAAUAAAAGCUCUUUUAACAGUGAUAACAAGCCAACAUGUUGAAGUACAUGAAGGAACAGUGCUUCUUGCUGUUCGAACUUGCUACAAUAUUUACUUAGCAAGUAAAAAUCUAAUUAACCAGACAACAGCUAGGGCUACACUGACCCAAAUGCUCAAUGUUAUAUUUACAAAAAUGGAAAACCAAGCAUUGGAGUCUGACACAAACCCUAACAUUAGUGAAAGUAAUAAAAUUCCUAAUGGUAAUGUUGUGACUGAAGAAUCAAAUUCAAAUAAUGAAAGCGAAGAAAAUAAAGAUAAAAACUCUGUACCUGAGGAGCCUGCAGAUGAAGUACUAGAAGCUAAAAUUAUUGCAAAGCAAAUAGUUGACUCUGUGAUUGAUAAUGCAAUUUCAAUUGCUUCUAAAAAGUCUGAAGAUGAUGUGAGCCAGAAUGUACCAGAUAACAAUGAAAACCCAUCAGACUCUCAAGACAGUGUCAGCGUGUCUCAGGAGAACAGUGAACAAAUACCAAACGAACCUUCAAUAACAAGGAUACCAUCACAAGAGAGUGUAGAUGUUGCUUCAGAAAAUGACAAUUCUGUCACCGCUAAAUUUACACAUGUCCUGCAAAAAGAUGCAUUCCUUGUUUUCAGAGCGCUUUGUAAACUAUCAAUGAAACCCUUACCAGAGGGAACACCUGAUCCUAAAUCUCAUGAGCUCAGGUCUAAAAUUUUGUCUUUGCAUUUACUCCUUUCUAUACUUCAAAAUGCUGGUCCAGUUUUUAGAAACAAUGAAAUGUUUAUAACCGCAAUCAAGCAGUACCUUUGUGUCGCCUUAUCAAAGAAUGGAGUAAGUUCUGUGCCAGAAGUCUUUGAACUAUCACUGGCAAUAUUCUUGGCCCUUCUUCAAAACUUCAAGAUUCAUCUUAAGAAGCAAAUUGAAGUUUUCUUUAAAGAAAUUUUCAUGAAUAUUUUGGAGACCUCCAGUUCCUCAUUUGAACAUAAAUGGAUGGUUAUUCAAGCUCUGACCAGAAUCUGUGGUGAUGCACAAAGCGUUGUAGAUAUUUACGUGAACUACGAUUGCGAUCUUUCAGCAGCAAAUCUAUUCCAGAGAUUAGUCAACGACGUAUCAAAGAUUGCGCAAGGAAGACAAGCUUUAGAAUUGGGAGCUACUCCCAACCAAGAGAAAUCCAUGCGUAUCAGGGGCCUCGAAUGUUUAGUGUCGAUUCUUAAAUGCAUGGUAGAAUGGAGUAAAGAAUUAUACAUUAACCCUAACAUGCAAACAACAUUAGGCGAGAGAACUAUAAAAGAAGACUCUGACCAUCACAGUAUUAAAUCCCACGGCGGAUCUAGCCUAAGUUUGGUUUCCACAGGGUCUAGUAAUAUUGGUAACAGAGAAACUUUAGAUUCACCUGAACAGUUCGAAGUUCUCAAACAGCAGAAGGAAGUUUGGGAAACGGGAAUCGAUCUGUUUAAUAGAAAACCCAAAAAAGGUGUCGCAUUUUUACAAGAGCAAGGAUUAUUGGGUACAUCAACGAAAGAAAUAGCAGAAUGGUUGUUAACUGACGAGAGGAUUGAUAAAAUAUUUAUAGGUGAAUAUUUAGGAGAAAAUGAUGAUCAUUCCAAAGAAGUAAUGUACGCUUACGUUGAUUCCAUGAACUUUUCAAACAUGGAUAUCGUAGCAGCGCUACGCCAUUUCUUAGAAGGCUUUAGAUUACCUGGCGAAGCGCAAAAAAUUGACCGCCUUAUGGAAAAAUUCGCUGCUCGGUAUUGUGAAUGCAAUCCAACUAAUACGCUAUUCAUGAGUGCCGAUACAGUAUACGUAUUAGCAUUUUCCAUAAUAAUGCUAACGACAGAUUUGCAUUCGCCACAAGUAAAGAAUAAAAUGACAAAGGAACAAUACAUCAAAUUGAACAGCGGCAUCAGCGACAACAAUGAUCUGCCUCGUGAAUAUUUGUCGCAGAUAUACGACGAAAUCGCCGGCCAUGAGAUUAAAAUGAAAAACACCUCGAAACCGGGGCAGCAUAGGAUUGCGAAUGAAAAGAAACGGAAACUCAUAUGGAACAUGGAAAUGGAACAAAUAUCAACCGCAGCUAAGAACUUGAUGGAGUCUGUGUCUCAUGUUCAAACUCCGUUUACGACUGCGAAACAUGUCGAGCACGUCCGACCAAUGUUUAAAAUGGCGUGGACCCCGUUUCUCGCCGCUUUCUCCGUGGGACUACAAGAUUGCGAUGAUACUGAGAUAGCUUCCUUAUGUUUGGAUGGAAUAAGAUGCGCAAUUCGCAUCGCUUGUAUUUUCCACAUGUCUUUAGAAAGAGACGCUUACGUCCAAGCUCUAGCAAGAUUUACAUUACUAACGGCUAACUCGCCGAUAACAGAAAUGAAGGCCAAGAAUAUUGACACAAUUAAGACUUUGAUCACUGUCGCCCAUACAGAUGGAAACUAUUUAGGAAGUAGUUGGUUGGACGUAGUUAAAUGUAUUUCCCAACUCGAAUUGGCACAGCUGAUAGGUACAGGAGUCCGUCCUCAAUUUUUAUCAGGUUCCGGCAUCAAACCUCAACCCGAUGCGUUGAAGUUUAGCCUCAUGGCAUUAGAUCCUAGUGUAAAAGAGCACAUCGGUGAAACGAGCUCGCAGAGUGUAGUGGUGGCGGUCGAUAGGAUUUUCACAGGCUCAACGAGGCUCGACGGUGACGCAAUUGUUGAUUUCGUUAAAGCACUUUGUCAAGUAUCCAUAGAUGAGUUGAGUCAUCCUACAAACCCGAGGAUGUUCUCACUGCAAAAAAUUGUCGAGAUAUCAUACUACAACAUGGGCAGAAUUAGGCUUCAGUGGUCUCGCAUUUGGCAAGUUCUCGGUGACCAUUUUAACAAAGUGGGUUGCAGUAGCAACGAAGAUAUCGCCUUUUUUGCCGUAGAUUCCUUACGGCAACUUUCUAUGAAGUUCAUUGAGAAGGGUGAAUUCGCUAAUUUCAAAUUUCAAAAAGACUUUUUACGUCCUUUUGAACAUAUAAUGAAGAAAAACAGUUCUCCGACGAUAAGGGAUAUGGUGGUCAGAUGUAUAGCACAAAUGGUGAACUCGCAAGCUCCAAACAUAAAGUCCGGUUGGAAAAAUAUAUUUUCGGUAUUCCAUUUGGCGGCGAGUGACCAAGACGAGGCGAUCGUUGAUUUAGCAUUCCAAACAACCGGAAAAAUUAUAUCGGAAUUGUACGAGAAACAAUUCCAAGCGAUGAUCGAUUCAUUCCAAGAUGCAGUUAAGUGUCUUUCGGAAUUCGCUUGCAACGCGAAAUUCCCCGAUACGUCCAUGGAAGCAAUAAGACUUGUAAGAUCUUGUGCAACAGCUGUUGGCGCUUCACCGCAAUUAUUCGCCGAGCACGCGGGACUAGAGGGAGAACCUGGUGCUCCAGAAGAAGAUAGGGUUUGGCUAAGAGGAUGGUUCCCUCUCCUGUUCUCUCUGUCAUGUGUCGUAAGCCGUUGCAAAUUAGACGUCCGCACUCGAGGGCUCACAGUCCUCUUCGAAAUCAUUAAAACACAUGGUGAAUCAUUCCGUCCGCAUUGGUGGAGAGAUCUUUUUAAUAUUUUAUUCAGAAUAUUUGACAACAUGAAAUUACCUGAACAUCAGUUAGAGAAGAACGAAUGGAUGACUACAACAUGCAAUCACGCGUUGUAUGCGAUCGUCGAUGUCUUUACCCAAUACUUUGACAUCCUCGGCUCUCUCCUGCUCGAGCAACUGUACGCCCAGUUGCAUUGGUGCGUACAGCAAGACAACGAGCAACUGGCCCGGUCCGGGACUAACUGCUUAGAAAAUCUAGUCAUAUCCAACGGGAUGAAGUUCAGCGAAGACACCUGGAGCAAAACCUGCCAGAUUAUGUUGGAUAUAUUCAACAGUACUUUACCCACCACUCUCCUAACUUGGAAACCGGACGAAAACGACGACGGCGAAACACCUCACGUUCGUCAUGGCAUAUUGAAGAAGCCUCAAGGAGGAGAUGAAUCUAAAUCCUCCAACAGAGUCUUCAACAGCCUUCUCAUCAAGUGCGUGGUGCAACUCGAGUUGAUUCAAACGAUCGAUAACAUAGUCUUCUAUCCGGCGACAUCGAGAAAGGAAGACGCCGAAACAUUGGCUCUAGCGGCCGCCGAACUGACCGGGGGUACCCCGGGCACCGAGCAGGAAUGUCAGCGUGAAGAGCAGGGUAUGUACCGGCUGCUCAGUUCACCGCACUUGCUACGACUCGUCGAGUGUCUGAUGUGCAGUCAUCGGUUCGCGAAGACGUUUAACACCAACAAUGCGCAGCGGAACGUACUCUGGAAGGCGAAUUUCAAGGGAUCUGUGAAACCUAACAUGCUGAAACAAGAGACCCAAUCGUUGGCUUGUGUUAUGCGGAUUCUGUUCAAAAUGUAUAGCGACGAAGCACGAAGGAACCACGGGCCCGCCGUGCAGAGCAGCUUGAUAAAGAUAUGUUGCGAAGCGCUGGAGUACUUCGUCGGAUUGACCAACGAAGCGCACAGAGACGCCUGGACGUCCAUUCUACUGCUGAUUCUCACACGGAUACUCAAGAUGCCCGAUGAAAGAUUUGCGGCGCACGUGUCCAGCUACUACCCGCUGCUGUGUGAGAUCACCUGCUUCGACCUGAAGCCGGAGCUGCGCACAGUGCUGCGCCGCGUCUUCAUACGCAUCGGACCCGUCUUCAACAUCAUUAGCACGCAAUAAGCUUGCAAUAUUUUACACAACAGAAUGGCCUUAUAGUUUCGUAGGUUAAAGUAUGACUUUGUUGUUAAAAAUAUAAAAAGGUGCGUUUAGGGAUUCGUCCCGGACAUCCAGGGACACUUUUAACGCAUACAAAUAAAAAGCAAUUGUUAAUUCCUUAAAUUUUAAUGUAAUAUUUGACAGCAAUCAGUACUUCAGUAGUAUUAAAAUUGAUCUAUUAUAUAUAGUG
This is a messenger RNA of Papilio xuthus (Asian swallowtail), 5634 nucleotides long. It is a transcript of the gene Sec71, whose product is annotated as ADP ribosylation factor guanine nucleotide exchange factor Sec71. NCBI's taxonomy places the organism in Eukaryota, Metazoa, Arthropoda, Insecta, Lepidoptera, Papilionidae. The transcript has 3 exons. Gene Ontology annotation, molecular function: guanyl-nucleotide exchange factor activity. Bases 273 to 5408 code for a protein of 1711 amino acids. The record is from RefSeq and is a predicted model, not a curated record. Gene Ontology annotation, biological process: regulation of ARF protein signal transduction.